AUGUCUGAUAAGCAGCAACAACAACAGCAACAACAGCAGCAGCAGCCGCCGCAGCAGCAGCAGCAACAGCCGCCUCCUCAGCAAGAGCCUCGUCAACUACGUCGAGAAUUAGUAAAGGGUAGGCUACAACCACCGUUGAAGCCGCCCUCAGGUAAAUCUUAUUCCGUCGCCCCGGCAUCUACCGGAGAGGUUACAGUGAGACGUCCAAGCGAGGGAUGGAUAACCCAAAGUCCUGUUGAGAUAUCGUCUGCGGCGACGGCUCAGCCGUUCAUAAACCCCGCCGUUCUGGAACGUCACAGACGCAUCGGCGGGCCGACGUGA
Molecule: messenger RNA, 321 nt
Organism: Annulohypoxylon truncatum
Lineage: Eukaryota; Fungi; Ascomycota; Sordariomycetes; Xylariales; Hypoxylaceae
Exons: 2
Coding region: 1-321 (106 amino acids)
Source: RefSeq, a predicted model, not a curated record